CUCAAGCAAAAGCACAAGCUAACUGAUACUCUUGCCCUGAGGUCGAGUGCUGCUGAAUGUAUUGCCUUGGUGAACACGAGAGUCAUUGCUAUGCUGGCAAAGCAGCCGUACCAGAACAGAGAAGCUCCCAAAGGAAAGAAGUUCAGAAUGGAAGGACAAAGGCACCUCCACACUAACACAAGACACUGAAGAAGAUGUCAAUCUGGCAAAAAGUUGAUCAUAAUCCCCAAAUUAGCCUAUUUUGCACAGCAACAGAAGAAAUAAGUCACAGUACUGCAGUUAUGGCUGGUCAGAGGACUCCAAGAAAAGGAAGCAAAAGCUCUACAACAGCAAAACCAGUCAAUGCAGGAGGGAAUGCUAAAACACUAGUUUUCCGGCUCCAUAAUGGUGCUCCUGCAGUAGUCCGUGAAGUUCUAUUGGAACGCGGUUGGAUUGAGUAUGAUGAGCAUGAGCAAAACAAAGAAGACUGGAAUCUGUACUGGCAAAAUUACCCUUUCCGGAUGACAGACCACAGAAGUAUUAAGCCAUGGCAGCGACUCAACCACCACCCAGAAACAAUCAGGAUCACUCGAAAAGAUUAUUUGGCCCGGCACCUGAAACGCAUGAAGGGAAUUUAUGGGACAAGUCUCUAUGAGUUCAGUCCAGUUGCCUUCAUCAUGCCAAAUGACUACAUUAAAUUUAUAACAGAAUACACCAAAGAGAGGCAGAUACCAGGCAAAAAGCUGAGCUACUGGAUCUGUAAACCUGUUGCUAGAUCUCGUGGAAGAGGAAUACUCAUUUUCCAGGACAUUAAAGAUUUUGUCUAUGAUUGCAUGGUAAUUGUGCAGAAGUACAUCAGUAAUCCUUUGCUUAUUUCUGGAUAUAAAUGGGAUCUCCGUCUCUAUGUCUGUGUCACAAGUUUUUGUCCCCUCACUAUUUAUACUUAUGAAGAAGGUUUGGUGAGGUUUGCAACAGAGAAAUUUGACCUUGAGUCCAUGGACAACAUUUAUGCCCACUUGACCAACACUAGUAUCAAUAAAUUUGGGCCUUCAUACAGAAAGGAUAAAGAUGUCAUUGGCUCGGGAUGCAAAUGGACUUUCAGCCGGUUCCGAGCCUACCUACGUAGCUGCAAUGUGGAUGAUGUAUGCCUAUGGCAGAGGAUAAACCGCAUCGUCAUACUGACCUUGCUUGCCAUCACUCCAUCAGUACCUCUUACAUUUAACUGCUUUGAACUCUUUGGAUUUGACAUCCUGGUUGAUGAAAAAAUGAAGCCCUGGCUUCUGGAAGUCAAUCAUAGCCCAAGCUUACGUUUGGACUGUGCCAUUGAUGCAAUUGUGAAGAGAAGUUUACUUCAUGAUAUUAUUGACUUGCUGAACUACAAGGAGAAUGACCAGUUGAGAAAACACAAAGGAGCUGGUGGGAGAGUUUCGUGUUUUAAUCGAUCACAAUCUUUGUUGACUACACAAGCAAAGGACUCCUCAGAUUUCCUAGCUAGUGGAAAAGGAAGCAAAUCUGCAACUACUUCCCCAUGCUCAUCUCUCUUGCAAGUCAACAAAAAAUCCCAAAUAUUUGGUAGAACGGGCAGUGCUUAUCCCAAGAAAACUUUAACUUCUCAGUUGCGUGAAAGGAUGAACAUGCCGAAAAUGCCACUGCAAUCAAAACCACAAUAUAAAAGCAAACAAACAUUAAGAACUAGUCAUUCGCUGUAUGAACCUGUUCAGUCUGCCCACUGGUUCAGUUCACCUGAGUUCUAUAACCCUAGACCAGCUAUCCCUCCAUACUUUCUCUCAGAUAAAGAAAGGAGACCAUUCCCACGAGUGGGAGACUUUGUCCUUAUAUUUCCUUUCAAUGAGGCUGCACUUGAAGCAUCUAGGAAUGAAAUAAAUGUCAAAAGGAUAAUUCAAGAAAUACACAAAUUAAUGAACAAAGAAUUGCUACCAGAGCAUCAGAAAUUAAAUGAUUAGAAAUUAAAGAUUAUUUAAUCUGUAGAUACUUAGUGUAUUAAAAGUUUUUGAAAGAGUAUCAAGCA
This is a messenger RNA of Sphaerodactylus townsendi, 2008 nucleotides long. It is a transcript of the gene TTLL2, whose product is annotated as tubulin tyrosine ligase like 2. Gene Ontology annotation, cellular component: cilium. Gene Ontology annotation, biological process: microtubule cytoskeleton organization; protein polyglutamylation. NCBI's taxonomy places the organism in Eukaryota, Metazoa, Chordata, Lepidosauria, Squamata, Sphaerodactylidae. The transcript is spliced from 4 exons. Bases 195 to 1943 code for a protein of 582 amino acids. The record is from RefSeq and is a predicted model, not a curated record. Gene Ontology annotation, molecular function: tubulin-glutamic acid ligase activity; tubulin binding.